Salvelinus namaycush (lake trout) is the source of this 3613-nucleotide messenger RNA. It is a transcript of the gene rwdd2b, whose product is annotated as RWD domain containing 2B. Bases 585 to 1499 code for a protein of 304 amino acids. NCBI's taxonomy places the organism in Eukaryota, Metazoa, Chordata, Actinopteri, Salmoniformes, Salmonidae. The record is from RefSeq and is a predicted model, not a curated record. The transcript has 5 exons. Gene Ontology annotation, molecular function: protein binding.
CUUCUCUCAUGGAAAUGCCAAGCGGAAGCUUCACAGUUAUACAUCCAGUGAAAUAUCUGUCUUAUUGUUAUAUCUGUGACGACGGCAUAUGUGUUACAUUAUAUCUGUCCCGGUGUCCAGCCGAUCUAGUAGGUAAAUGUAUCCGGGUCGUUAGAAACGCCACGCUAGCAUCGUAAACUAAUCGCAGGGAUUUUAAUUAAUUAUAUUUGGUAGUGUGUCAAGUUGACAUGGUGCAAAUAAUCACUGAUUCCCUCUUACAGAAUCUGAUUUUCUGUCCAAAUAGCCAUAGAUAGUUAGCUAAUUUAAGUUUUGGACGAUUUGCAACUAGCAUGCUAAUGGCUAACAACGAAUGAGUUUGGGUCCUCCGCCAUGAAGAGCAUGCUGUUAUCUUUUCCGGCUCGCCUUAUCAAGAGAACAUGACACUCCCUCUGAUGGUGACGUGUAACUUAAGUUCUUUCAAUCUUUUUGACAUCUGCAGGUGCUGAAAUAAUCACUGCCCCACAUAUCCUCAUAGGCUAAUUCUGAAAAAGGAGUCUUAACAACAAGGCUUUAACAAAUACUUUAUGCAGGAAUCUUAGAACAUUAUGGCCCAUCUAGAGCAGGCAGAAUCUCAACUGGCUGAGAUAGAGCUACUCUCCAGUAUGUACCCAGGUGAAGACGAGCUGGUGAUUACUGACCAACUAGCUGUGGCUGAGCUCAGGGAGUAUGUGGAGGGAGCAACAGAUACCUAUCCUCUCUCCAGACCACACAUCCUCAUCAAACAGAAGAUGGACACUGACACUGUGAAGGGGGUGAAUGUGACCAUAUCUUGCACCUACUCAUCUGACUACCCUAAUGUCUUACCUGAAAUAGCUGUACGGUGUCCUGACCUUAACCGAUCCCAGCAGGCACAGCUUCACUCAGACAUGAACACCUACCUCUCAGAGAGCUGCCAUGGAGAUGUCUGCGUCCUCUCUGCCGUGGAGUGGGUCAAAGACAACGUACACCUGUACCUGACCGACAAGAGCACAUCAUCAACAGCAGCCCCUGGCAAGAAAGAGUCUCGGUUUACCUCCUCAUCUCCGCAGCCCAAAGAGCAGUUCAGUCGCCUGUGGAUCUACAGCCACCACAUCUAUAAUAAGAGGAAGAGGAAGAACAUUCUGGAGUGGUCCAAGGAGCUGGGUCUGUCAGGGUUCAGUAUGCCUGGCAAGCCUGGGAUCAUCUGUGUGGAAGGCCCUCAGUCAGCCUGCGAAGACUUCUGGGCCAGGGUGAAGGUUCUAACCUGGAAGAAGAUCAUUAUUCGCCACAGAGAGGAUGUUUCUGUGGACAGUCAGAGUGCUGAGGCCAGCAUGGCGGACAACAUCGAUUCCCUCCGUAGGUUCACAGGGUUCGAGGAGGCCAUGUUUGAUCCACACGGGAACAGAGGAAACCACAUGAACCUGGGUCAGCUCUAUCAGUACCUCAGUGAGAGAGGAUGUGGAGACGUCUUUCAGCUUUACUUUGGAAUUGAAGGAAGGUAGUAUAGCUGAUAGGAUUGGUAGUAUAGCUGAUAGGAUUGGUCCCAUAACUGUUGGUUGUACCCAAAUGAACGCUGUACCCAAAUGAACCAAUGGCAGGAAUCAAGAACCCAAAUGAACAAAUGGCAGGAAUCAUGUACCCACAUGAACCAAUGGCAGGAAUCAAGUACCCAAAUGAUCCAAUGGCAGGAAUCAAGAACCCAAAUGAACCAAUGGCAGGAAUCAAGUACCCACAUGAACCAAUGGCAGGAAUCAAGUACCUACAUGAACCAAUGGCAGGAAUCAAGUACCUACAUGAACCAAUGGCAGGAAUCAAGUACCUACAUGAACCAAUGGCAGGAAUCAAGUACCUACAUGAACCAAUGGCAGGAAUCAAGUACCUACAUGAACCAAUAGCAGGAAUCUAAGCAAUUGCACAUUAGAUGAUGCAUUCUCAGUAGGAGGAGCCUAGUAUGCUUUUAUUUGUUGUUUACUGCAUACAUUACUAAACAGUACGUUCUAAAUAGUACGAUUGGCACAGCAUGUUGUUUCAGUAAGUAGUAUGCAAGACAGAUUUUGGACACGGCCAUUGUCUAUGGGGGUUAUUUUUGAAUGUUAAAGAAAUCUGCUUUAUACCAAAAAUAAUCUACAGGUUGAGCUCAAACCACAGACCAUUUGUAUCAUUGAAUACAGACACACGAUCCACAACGUCCUUACAUACAGAACACAGUUGCUUCUCUGUAGAAUCCCUAUGACUGUUCUUAGCCUGACGCUCACCAACCAAUGUAGCACCUUAGGAGUCAGGGACAACAGGAAUUAAGAGAGGGGCAUCUGAUCCCGUCUGCUACCCUUUUAAAACCACAGCUAAUCCGCACAGAGACGAGCCCACAGCUAAUCCGCACAGAGACGAGCCCACAGCAAAUCCGCACAGAGACGAGCCCACAGCUAAUCCGCACAGAGACGAGCCCACAGCUAAUCCGCACAGAGACGAGCCCACAGCUAAUCCGCACAGAGACGAGCCCACAGCUAAUCCGCACAGAGACGAGCCCACAGCUAAUCCGCACAGAGACGAGCCCACAGCUAAUCCGCACAGAGACGAGCCCACAGCUAAUCCGCACAGAGACGAGCCCACAGCUAAUCCGCACAGAGACGAGCCCACAGCAAAUCCGCACAGAGACGAGCCCACAGCUAAUCCGCACAGAGACGAGCCCACAGCUAAUCCGCACAGAGACGAGCCCACAGCUAAUCCGCACAGAGACGAGCCCACAGCUAAUCCGCACAGAGACGAGCCCACAGCUAAUCCGCACAGAGACGAGCCCACAGCUAAUCCGCACAGAGACGAGCCCACAGUAAAGUGAGAAUGGGGGUUGGGUAGGGGUUUACUGAACCCCUUCUCAAAUACAGGCCUUUAAGUCUGAACCCUACUGGAGUUUAUCCUUCCUCUCUAAACACAGUUAGAUUCAGAACUGUGACACCAGGUAGGGGGAAAUCCCUAACUACCAGGGAGAAAAGAAAACCACCAGUGCUGUGGAUAUCAUUGCUCAGAUUUGUGUACGCCUGGUUUCCACACCUCGUCUCCAUCAGCCCCUAUUUUCAGAAGCGUGAGCUCCAGAUCCUUUGUAUUGUGAGUCCAGGAUCACCUGAAAGGUGGGAUGGUAGUUUGGACCAUAGUAGCAGUCAAAUGGAACACACUGAAACACAAAGUGAGAGUGGUUUUACAGAUUUGUCACAAGUCUGAUCAAACUUUAUUUUAUGCAUUCAAUACAUUCUACGAGCAAAAUACAAACAAAACCAUGUAAAAUAUAUUUAACUAUAAGAGUAGGGGUGGUAAAUGACUGAGUUAAAAACCUCAAUGGCUAUGAAUGGUUUGGCCCGGGAGAUGAGUAACCUUGCCUGAAAACAUACAUUAGCUUCCUGAGCCAAUAUCUUGGCUUUAGCACAGCAGGCUUCCUGAACCAAUGUUUUGGCUUUAGCACAGCAGGCUUCCUGAACCAAUGUCUUGGCUUUAUCACAGUUCAUCAUGAUUUGCACAUGUGAAAUACAGUAUGAGUUGAACCUGUAUAAUGAUUUUGUAGUUACAAAAAAUAUGAGGAUAAAUGCAACACUAGCAAGCGCAUAACGUGUGUGAAUAAAUACAA